AUGAAGAUGGACUCAGAUACUGAUGGGAGCGGCGGCGCCCUUCCAAAUCCAAUUCUGUCCCUCAAACUCUACCGUCGCUGCUUUAAGGGACGCAAGCAACUCUUCUCACAAUCAGAUGAUGCUGCCGCGAACUACUUUAUCACAAACCCCGUUCCGCACAAACACAGCAACUGUUGGAGGCCAAUCUUCUACCGCGGAGAUAACCCGAAAUAUACACCGGACGCAACUGCCAUCGGGCGUGCCCGUCGCUCAGCCAUGUGGGGGACAUUCCGUAUAUGGCUUGGCGACGGGGUGCAGGAGGUUCUUGAUAACAAGAAACGUCGACAAGAGAGACGGAAGGCCGAACGGAAGAAUAAAUGGAGAAAGAUAUUUGGAAAGAAGAAGAGGCCGGUAGAUGUCGAAGAGGAGAAGGAGGUACAAGGAAUGGUUGUUAUGUUUCGGAUGCAGAGGACUGGAUUCCUUACUCGGAGUCUUGAGCUGGAAGUUCAGGGUGUGCGCUAUCGUUGGUCUGGAACGAGGAUGUUUGCCACGGGUUUCAUGAAGAGGUUCAAGGGGUGGUCGCAUAGUAUGAAGCUCAUUCGCAUGUCCGACCGCGCACUCAUUGCAACAUUCGAAAAAGAUCUGAUAGGGUCUCGGAGAUCGAUCAAGACCGGUGGUCCCCCGAACAAAUCGAAGACAACCCUAGGAAAUCUCCGGAUCUACGAUUGCCCCGAUAAUAUUACCAGCCAACCAAUGCACACCCAGCAGGAUCAACUGACUAGUCUGAUGGCGCAUGUUGAUGCAGCCACUACCAUGCCGUCUGACAUCAAGGACGAGAAGGACCUAAACCCUGGCGGAGUCCAUUCGGGGAAUCUCACUGAGGAGGCGGUUGUGUUCACAUGCUGGAUUGCCGUUGAAGCUGAGCACCGGCUCCGCUACAAGAUUCCUGAUCUCAUUGAAGAGAUUGGAGAGCAGAUCGAUGGUGGUUAA
Molecule: messenger RNA, 969 nt
Organism: Aspergillus puulaauensis
Lineage: Eukaryota; Fungi; Ascomycota; Eurotiomycetes; Eurotiales; Aspergillaceae
Exons: 2
Coding region: 1-969 (322 amino acids)
Source: RefSeq, a predicted model, not a curated record